This is a messenger RNA of Morchella importuna, 702 nucleotides long. RefSeq lists its product as uncharacterized. The transcript has a single exon. NCBI's taxonomy places the organism in Eukaryota, Fungi, Ascomycota, Pezizomycetes, Pezizales, Morchellaceae. The record is from RefSeq and is a predicted model, not a curated record. The coding region runs from base 1 to 702 and encodes 233 amino acids.
AUGGCCCCUACCAACCCUCCCACGAAGAUUGCAAACCAGUGGCCCUCAAUCACUGAGGCGGGAUUCACCCGUGUUGAUGCCGUUGCUCCUGUCCCGGGAAAGAGCGACCAGUCCUAUGUCUUCCGCGGCUCGCAGUACAUUCGAAUUCACGUUGAUGCAGCUACGCUUAAAGACAGCAUGACCGGGCACCGCGUCGCUCGUGAUAUACAGACUUGGUCUACCAUCAAGAACGCCGGCUUUACCACCAUUGAUGCCGCGAUGCGUGUACCCGGAAAGGAAGAUCAGCUAUACUUCUUCUCCGGCGGAAAAUACCUACGGUGCAAACUAGACAUGUCUUCACUAUCCGACACUCCUUAUGACACCGGUCCAUACGAAAUUGAAAGUCAAUGGCCAGUGCUGGCAGACUCUGGCUUUAGGACCGUUGAUGCAACCAUGGAGGUCCCCGGACAUCCCAACCAGUGGUACUUGUUCCGUGGGGCGAACUACGUUCGGUGCAGAAUUGACCCCGAGACCCUUGUUGAGAGUCGACAUGCGCAGGGAAAUAUUGAGGAGAACUGGCCAACCUUGAAGGAAGCGGGAUUCUCUACGGUCGAUGCGUGUAUGCCUGUACCAGGCAAAGACGAUCAGGUCUAUGUAUUCAGCGGGACGGAGUACAUCAAAAUCAAGAUCGACAAGCAAACAUUGAGGGACACUCGUGUUUAA